UUGUUAAUUCGCAUACUACCAAUAAUGAUAAUCCCAGCGCUCCACCAGCUCCCAGUGCACCCGCCUUCAAUACUGGAGGUUCUGGCGGUCAUAGCUUGUAUCCCAGCUUGCCUAGCGAUAAUCGCGGUUCAAUGGGUGGUGGUGGUUAUCAACCCGGCGGUUACAAUCCCGGUGGUUAUGUACCACCAGGUUAUCAAGGCGGUUAUGGUGGUGGUUACACUCCCCCAGCUCCUGGUUAUGGUGGCGGACAAGGUGGUUAUGGCGGUGGUCAUGGUGGGUAUACUCCUCCAGCUCCUGCACCAGGUCGUGCUCCCACCAAAGAAAAAGAGGGUGGUGGUUUCUUCUCGAAUUUCUUAUCCAGUCCUGAAGUUCGGAAUGCUGUAACCGGUAUUAUUGCUGGACAAAUUGCCAAUACCUUGAGAGGAGGUGGUAAUCAACCACAGCCCAGCCAACCCAGCGGUGGCUAUCAGCCAAGUGGUGGUUAUGGCGGUGGUUCCUCAUCCGGCGGUUCCUCAUCAUCCGGUAGUACUGCCAGUAAUAUCUUGGGCGGUUUAUUGGGCAAUGUUUUGUCUGGUGGCGGCGGUGGUGGCAGCAGCAGCGGUGGUAGCAGUGCCAGCAGCUUCUUGGGCAGUGUUUUGUCUGGUGGCGGUGGUGGCGGCAGCAGCGGUGGUAGCAGUGCCAGCAGCUUCUUGGGUAGUCUAUUGGGCGGUGGCGGCGGCUCUGGCGGUGGUCACAGCAGCUCUGGUGGUUUGGGUGAUAUUCUAUCUUCAAAGAAUUUCGGUGGUCUUUUCAGUGAGAAUCCAUCAAAAUCCGGUUCUUCCUCAUCGUCCUCCAGUUCCAGUGGUGCUAAAAACUAUCCCACCCAACCACCAGCAUAUGGAAACUACAUGGGCUACAAUGGUUAA
Musca vetustissima is the source of this 905-nucleotide messenger RNA. Its product is annotated as keratin, type I cytoskeletal 10-like. The record is from RefSeq and is a predicted model, not a curated record. The annotation marks the transcript as partial. NCBI's taxonomy places the organism in Eukaryota, Metazoa, Arthropoda, Insecta, Diptera, Muscidae. The transcript has a single exon.